Messenger RNA from Metopolophium dirhodum (rose-grain aphid), 6091 nucleotides. RefSeq names its product centrosome-associated protein 350-like. Gene Ontology annotation, cellular component: centrosome. The record is from RefSeq and is a predicted model, not a curated record. NCBI's taxonomy places the organism in Eukaryota, Metazoa, Arthropoda, Insecta, Hemiptera, Aphididae. Gene Ontology annotation, molecular function: microtubule binding. Gene Ontology annotation, biological process: microtubule anchoring.
AAUUGAUAACAGCAUUCGUUGUCGAAUUCGUAUAUUUACGUUAAUUUUUUUAUAUUUUGUAACAGAAAAUACGAAAAAUCUAAAAUCUGUUUGUAUAAUAUAUUUCAUUAUACAUUUUUAAUUUACCUUAUUAUAGUGUAUUAAUUUUGUAUGUCCAAUAAAUAAACUAAACAUGUCAUAGGUAUUUCAAUUAUGAGUGAUAUAGUUGAUCUCACACAGUCACACUACAAAACUGGUUAAUUACAUUAUAAUAUUAAACCUACAUCUGUAAAAGAUGUCUACUCAUGGAAAUAUUGGUUUAAAUUUACAAGAAAAUAGUCCUAAUAAACUAAAUGAACCUAAAAAUAUGAUUCAUACAUCAGAAGCCAUAAUUAUAGGAGAUACAUGUAAGCAAAAAUGUAGACCAAAUUUACCUACAGUCAAAGAUACAAUUCAAAUUUUAAAUAAAACAAUUAUAAGACCAUCAAUUCCCACGAUCAAUGAAACUGUUCUGCUUAAUAAACAAUGUAUGCUUCCAAAAAAUAAACCAUCCAAAGUUGAUAAAAUAGUAUUAAAUAAUUUUGUUGAAGAGAAUACAACUGAACAAAAUACCAAAGCUAUAGAAACAAAAUUAUAUAUUGAAAAAAAAAAAAAAGAAAGAACUACAAAAUGUAAAUUAGAUUUAUUAGAGAAAAAAAAGUUGGCAGAAGAACGAAAAAAAAAAUUAGAUCAGUUACAAAAAACUACAAGAGAACUAGCUAUAGCUUCUAGUAAGAAAAAGAAUAUCCAUGUUCAAGACAAAUGUAAAAUUGGUAUUAAUUUACCAACUGAAUCAAAUGAACCUAAAGUGGAUCAAACAUGGUCACCUCCGCCUAAAGUUAAAAGUGUUAGAAAACCACUAGAAGCUCUUAGAAAUGUUCAAAAAAUUGGUAUUAAUUUACCAACUGAAUCAAAUGAAUCUAAAGUAGAUCAAACUUGGUCACCUACCCCCGAAAUUAAAAGUUUUAAAAAAUCAAGGGAAGCUCUUAAAAAUGUGCAAAAAAAGUCAAUAAACAGUUUUAAAAUUACAGAUGAAUGUUCAAAUGAUACCAAAGAUAUUAUAAGUACAUAUACAUCUUCAAAAAUAUCAAAAAAACCAAGUGAAAUGUCAACAACAAAAUUAAUAGACCCAAAACCUCAAAUACGUGAUGUUACCAAACCCGAAAAUUUAUUUUCUAAAUUAAAAUUCAAUGAUGAUUAUCAAUUAUUUGGUAAAAAUUUAUUUGAUAUUUCGAUGCCUAAACUAAUUGAUACUGAUACUGAUUUUGUUGGAAAAAAUAAUGAAUCGUACCAUGAUGACAGAAAACUACAAGGUGAUAGUACUCAUUUGAAUAGAGAGACAUUGACUAUGCCUGACAUUGAUUUGAGAAUAAAGCCUUUGGAUAUUAAAAAUAAUAGUGCUAAAUCACACACAGGCUUACAGUUGCCUAUUAGAUCUCAUAAGGAAAUUAUGAAAAGUAUUGACAAUCUAGAAGAGCUUCAAGAGUUAUUGUUCAAUCAGUGUUUGCCAGUUAAAAAUAAUUAUUCAGAAUCAACCCAAACUGAGAAUCUUAAUAAUAUAUUAUCAUUCUCUACUUCAAAAUCUCUACCGCCUCCAAUGAAUUUUAUUUCAGUAUUAAAAUGUAAACAUAAUUUGCAACAAUCAGAAAAAAAUAAUUUGGAAUUCUAUGUACCUGCUGCUGAUUUAAAUAUGAGCGAAUACACAUUAAAAAAUAAUUUGUAUCCUAAUAAAAUCAAAAAUGUUGAACCUACUGAAUUUAAUAAAGUAGAUGUAAAUUGUUGUGAUGAAGAGGUAAAUUUACCAGAUGUUCACCAUAUUGAAACAAAAAACUGUUUAGGUAGCUAUAAAUCUUCAUUAAUUGAUGAACCAGUUAAACCAAAGUCUAAUAACUUAUCUUCGAUUGAAAAUAAUAAUUGUGAAGAAAAUAGAAAUAUAAUAAAUAAUGACAAACUAUUUACUAAGUUGAAUAUAAUAACAAAUGAAGAUAUUAAACAAGUUUUAAAAAAACUUAAUUUCAACUUUGAUUUGUUGCCAAAAAACAAUUAUUGCAAUUCAAAUAAUUUACAUAACACUUGCAUAAAUUUAAAAUUUGAUGAAAAUAAUUCAAAUAAUAAAUCAUCACAUUGUUUUCCUGAAAUCCAUGAUGAGUUUCAAGCAGAACUUGAUACACUCGACCAAUUAAAUGACUCUUUAUGUGAUAUUGAAAGAAUGAGUUGCGACAUGUCAAUUAAAUCUAACGAACAAUCUAUUGAACUGAAUGAUCACUGUAAUUCUAAUGAUAUUGAUUUUCCUACACCAUUUUCCAAAUUAAAUGCUUUAUCGUCAAAUAUGAUGUGUGUAGAUAAAACAGUAACUGGCUUUUCUAUUCAAAUGUUUGAACAAUUAAUUAAGGAUGAAGAACUUAGGGCCAAACAACACCGUACUAUACUUAGUUUAAGGGAAAAAUCUUUAACUAAUCGCUUGAAGUGGGAAGUUACUAUGUAUGACCUUCAAGUGAAAAAUUUAAAAAAUAGACCGGGUCAUGAAAAGCAAUUUCAGUUGUUCAAACAAAAACAAAGAGGUAGUGUUAAAAAGUUGGAACACUCCUUAUCUCAAGUAAAACGACUUGGUAGAGUAAUAGAUUCAGUAUAUAAUCAGCGUUUUAUAAUGCUUGAAGAACAUUUACAACAUUUAAGAAACAAAUCAUCUUCCAAAAAAGUAAUACGUAAAUUAAAAAGCUUGGAGCAAUUUCCAAAGAAAGAAGAACACCCUUGUCGGUCACCUAAUUCUCAUGUUUUUAAACAAUUUAAUAAGUCUGACUGUUUUGAUACUAACAAUAGUGAAUGUGACAAUGUUAAUCCAAUUGAAUCAAAAAAUAAUACAUCACCAAUGAUGUUUGAAUUGGAUAAAUCUAAAAUCAUUUUGAGAAACCAAGCAACUUCUCCUAUCAAUAAUGAAACAAAUAUAUUGAAUCAAGUUCAAAAUAUUGAAGUUCAAACAGAUGUUAAAUGUUCUUCACAGUCUGUCAAUGAUAAAUCCAUACAAACUUCUAAAACAAAAUGUAACCGCAUACAUAAUGAAAAUAUAAAAUUAUUUAAUCAAAAUGAUUUUCCUUAUAAAAAUGAAAUGUUUGAUGCAAUUAAAACUAAGGAUAAAAGAUCAUUGUCACCAAUUUUACCUUCAAGUCCUGUUAAACUGCGGAAAUAUCUUACGGAAACAUCGAUAAGUACAAAUUCAGAACAGAGUGACCUGGAUACACGGAUAUUAUCUUUACAAGAACAACUUGAAGCUAGAAAGUUAGAAUCUUUUAGAUUGAAAAAAGAACAAAAAAAACUUAAAUUAGAGAAUCUUAAAGCUAAAGAACAAGAACUUUUGAAACAGAUAAAUUUGUAUGACAAGAAAAUUGAAGAAUCAAGAAAAAGUUUGAUGGUUGAAAUAAAGAAAAAAAAUAUGCACGUACCAAAAUCAUCAAUGAAAAACGAUUCUUCUUCUUCUUCAACAAAUUCUAGUUGUUCUGUUCUUCAAAAUAUAAUUAAUUAUGAAAAUGAUCAUAGUCAACAUAUGUACAAAUCCGAUAAAAUAACACGGACAGAUGGGAAGAAAUAUUUCUAUCCAAUUACUACCAAUGAGGAAUGUGAUCAUAGUAUAUCUUUAAAUAAACCAGUAAAUGAGUUACAAAAAAAAAAUGUUUAUAAAUCAAAAGAAAAUUACAAUAUGCAUACAGAUAAUAUUGAUAGUUAUAAUUGUAUAGAACAAUCAUUUCAAUCCUUAGAGACAAUUCCUGUUUGUAAAGGUGUACAGUUACAUGAAAAACACACUGCAAAAGAAGUAAAUGCUUCAAACAAAUCACAUAAAAUUGAAAAUGAAGUAAAUAUUUUUUUUGAAUCCCAACCACAGAAGACUUUAGACAUUCAUACAUCAAAUGAUCUCAAAGUAAAUUUUAAGGAAGAAACUCAUUCAUGUGAAGUAAACGAAAUAAUUGACAAUGGUAUAAAUUUAGAUAUUUCUUUAUGCAAGUAUUCUAACGCAAAUAAAAUUAUGUCAGAAACUUCCAAUAACCAAGAAUUAUACCUAGAAACAGAUAAAAAAAAGUCACUGAUUAUUCAUAACAAUAUUAACAGCUUUAAUACAAGUUCAAUUUCAUCUGAUAGUGGUAGUAUUCAAAGAAAUCUCAUCGUUAUUUUAAAUGAAAAUGAUACUGAUGUAUGUGAAAUGCAGAAAAACGGUGUCAGUCAAUUUGAGGAUCCUAAUUAUAAAAUUGGAUUAGAAGAUAUUUACAGUCCAGAUUUUACAUCCGACGAGUAUACAUCAGAAUUUCAAGGGUCAUAUCAAUUUAAUAAAAAUGAUAGUAUAAUAGAAUCAAAUGACAGUGUACAAAGUAAUGAAACUUCUUAUGAAGAAGAUAGAAGUGAAGGAGAAAUAAUAUUUGAGGAUAAAACAUUUAUUGAACAGUAUUCAGAUGGUCAUGGUGAUUUUGUUCAAAAAGAGAAUUAUACUGAUGAUAAAGUUCAGGUUAUUACUACUAACAUUUUUAAUUAUCUUCUGAAAGAUACAAAAAACUCAUUAAAAUUUAACAUGAAUAAAUCAUUAUUUCGUUCAGAGAAAAAUGAUCUUAAUAAUUUAACUGAAGAAACUCCAUUGUUGUUGAUCUUAAAACGUGAAGAAGAGAAUCAAAACCGGAUUAUUCUCUCGGAGCAAGCAACAAUUAUUUCAGAUGUACUUUUCAAGAAGCAUUUACAAACUCUUUUUCCCAAAAUUCUACAAAUGUACUUACCUAAAUUGAAUGAAAUAGAAAUGGAAAAACUAACAGUUUAUUUAAAGUGGUCUUCUACUAAAAAAAAAAAGUUGAAAUUAUCAGAAAGUUUAAUUUUUCAACACAAAAUUGAUGUUGACAAUGAAAAUUCAUUUGAAAUGUUUUAUCAAAAGUAUCUAGAGCAGAAAAAACCUCCGACUUUCCAAGAUGAAAGUAAUGAUGAUAUGCUCAGUCAUACCCAACAAGAAGCAGAAAAGUUAAAACAAGAACAAAUACGUAUUGAAGAAGAAAUUGAACGUCUUCGCAUGUCGGAAGAAGUACAAUUUUUUCUAAGAGAAAUACCUAAUAAGCCACCACCCCCCUAUAAAAGUCCCACUAAAAACAAAACACUUAUUGACAUACCUUAUACAUCUGAUGAAGUUCACGAAAUAAUUUUGACAGCUGCUAAUCAUAUAUUCAAUGGUUCUCAUAGUGCAUUAUCAAACGAUUAUAUUAUAGAUUCAGAUUCAAUUGUACAUGCUGAUUAUAAAACAUUAAUUUUUGAUUACUGUAAAGAAAUUGCACUAGACUUAUUUAUUGACGAAACAUAUUUACCUUUAUGGAAGAGAUCUAUAAAAAGAUUGAAACAUUUUAGGGCAAGACCAAGAAAUCCUAAAGAUUUAAGUGAUAUAGUUAUAAAAAAAAUUAAUCAGAUUAUUGAUAUAGACGAGUGUGAAGAGAAAGUAAAUAAAUUUGUAGUGAAACAAAUGUAUGAAGAAGACAGUAAAUGGACUGAUUUUCAAAUGGAUGAAUUGGAAAUACAAAAUGAUAUUGUUCAAAAUUUGAUGAAAAAAUUGGUUUGCGAUACUAUCUCAAGUACUAAAACUAAUUUUUAUUUGAAAUUUAUCUAAGAGAAUUAUUCCUUAGCUUAGUUGAUUUUAUAUACCUAUUAUAUUAUAUAAACUAAUUUUAUGUAUAUUAUUUAUAUAUAUAUUUGAAAUAUUUUUUUACAUUUAUAAUUGCAAUUAUGUUUUAUUUUAUUUAUAAACAACUUAAUGUUAUUAAACGUUUAUUAUUUUUAAAAAUGUUUCAUUCUUGGAAUAAAAAUACAAUUUGUAACCGUAUACAUCAAGAACAAUUAUUCAACAUAUCAUAAUAUAUCCACUAACAGAAAAAUAAAUUUACGCAGCAUAUCUUUCAGUUGAAGGCAGUACAGCACGCCUAUACUGCUAUGUUAACCAAUAUUCACCCACUAUUAGUACCCUUUUAAUAACAACCUUUAAUUAAUAUAAAGAAUGUCACAUACAUUUUUUUACGAGUCCUAAUUAAGCAUUAAUUAUAGAAUCUGGUAAAAAUAUAUG